Molecule: messenger RNA, 1836 nt
Organism: Acanthopagrus latus (yellowfin seabream)
Lineage: Eukaryota; Metazoa; Chordata; Actinopteri; Spariformes; Sparidae
Gene: mcl1b
Product: MCL1 apoptosis regulator, BCL2 family member b
Exons: 3
Coding region: 171-1013 (280 amino acids)
Biological process (GO): release of cytochrome c from mitochondria; intrinsic apoptotic signaling pathway in response to DNA damage; positive regulation of apoptotic process
Cellular component (GO): mitochondrial outer membrane
Molecular function (GO): protein homodimerization activity; protein heterodimerization activity; channel activity
Source: RefSeq, a predicted model, not a curated record
CCGUUUCAUUGCAACGUCUGCAAUGGAGACUGAGUGAACGUGGCGGACAGGGCUAGCUUUUUGUUUUAAACAGGCUAGCAUCAAUCCGAUAGCCGAUUACUUCUUUUGUAUUUUUUGUAGACACAGAGGCAAGUAAGCGUAACUUUAAGAAACCACGAAUCCAAAUAAAUAUGUUUCCAAAAAGGGCUGCAAUCACGACGGGAGUCAUGAGCUACAUUCAAAAUGGAGUCGUAGGCGGCAGUAUGCACUACGACUCAAGAGAUGCGACGCCUGAGAUAGCGAUGGGCUCGUCUCUGGACUCUCAAAACGGCAACGUCGGGUCUAACGACACGCCGAAACGACCGUUGAACCUGGGAGUGAACACAGUGAAGACGUAUAAUGUACCGAAAAACCUCCUGGAGGACAGCGAAGACCUCGAGGACGGCUCGUUACCGUGCACUCCGGAACUACAGUCGGAAAAUGACGUGGAUAUCUCCAGUUGUCCCGCAGGAGAGGAGCUGCUUGAUCAAGACACAAGGCAACUGAUCGGCCGGUUCCUGGCAGUCUAUACUGGACUUUCUAAACUUCGGUGGAAGGAAAACAAAGAGCUCUCAACAAUGACCAGAGUUGUGGAAGGCGUUUUGGACAAGCACAGAUACGCGUACAAUGGUAUGGUCAACAAAUUGUCACUGGAUGACAGAGAAGAUACAAGUUUUGUCAGCUCAGUAGCCAGGAGCCUUUUUGCAGACGGGACCACAAAUUGGGGCAGGAUUGUCAGCCUUGUGGCCUUCGGGGCGGUGGUGUCCCAGUACCUGAAGGAGAAGGGAAGGGGCCACUGUGUGGAGCAGGUGGGACAGGAGAUCUCUACCUACCUGCUGACGGAGCAGAGAGACUGGCUGAUCAAGAACAACUCAUGGGAUGGCUUUGUCGAGUUCUUCAGAGUAGCAGACCCAGAAUCCACAGUGAGGAACACUCUCAUGGCAGUUGCUGGAUUUGCUGGCAUUGGAGCAACACUUGCCCUGUUGAUCAGGUGAAUUUAUUGGACAUCAAGAGACUUUAUUUUAAACUUCGGUCUUGGACAUAAGACAAAUGGACUUUAUCUUUAAGUAGGAUCAACCCAGAGGUUCCUGGCCUCUUUCCUGGGCUCACAUCCACCCCCAACAGCAAAAUAAGUCACACAUUUGUUGUUGACUACAUGGACAGACUUAACCAGCAGCAAUCAAAUGUCAGAAAUUUGUUCUAUUUAAUUUUCAGAGAAAUUUAUUUUUCUAAUAAAUGUAAAAUAUCUAUGCAAAAAUAAACUGUUGACCUGAUAUUUACCUUGAUGUUUUUAUCUGCAUAAUAAUAUUGUUUCCCUGGUGGCAAUGGUGUAACAGUGGUUGGCACCAUGCCACUCAGAGCAGGAAGGGAAAACUGCAUUGGUCCCUUUUUUUUUUUUUUUUUUUCUUCUUUUUUUCUUUUCUUCCUCCCCCCUCCAUCUUUACAUGUCAUGCAGCCAUGAAGCCCAUUUCCAUGGAGAUCAUUCAUCAUCCAUGGAUAUUUUGUAUGGACACCUCAACUUGAGAGGAGGAUGGGGGGUGGAUUUGCAUGAGUGUAGCUCGACUCCUGUCGUAUGAAAAUGUUGGAUCUGCACUUGGGGACAAGAGCAUCCAAAUGCUGGACUGUAGAUGUGCAACAGCCUGAAACGUGUGAGUGUGAUGGAAGAAAUGAAAGAGCACUGUGUGCAGAUUGUUGUGAUUGCCUGCACAAAGGGUGAACAUAGUUGAGGAAUGUUUUUCCUGAAAGAGGAAGCAGACAUUGAAUAAUGGUUAAAUUCCAAUGUAAGCUUCUAACUAAUAAAAAAGAUGAUAUAAUUCA